Hyla sarda is the source of this 1530-nucleotide messenger RNA. RefSeq lists its product as uncharacterized. NCBI's taxonomy places the organism in Eukaryota, Metazoa, Chordata, Amphibia, Anura, Hylidae. The coding region runs from base 141 to 1454 and encodes 437 amino acids. The transcript is spliced from 8 exons. The record is from RefSeq and is a predicted model, not a curated record. Gene Ontology annotation, biological process: protein phosphorylation. Gene Ontology annotation, molecular function: protein serine/threonine kinase activity; ATP binding.
UCAUGGUUUAUUCCCCUAUAAAUACAGAAAUACAAUAUAUUACAGCUUUAGAAAUAUUACAGAUAAAUCCAUCAUUUAAUUCCUAUCCUAUCAGUGUUAUACAGGGGGCAGUGGGGCAGCCAUGACUUGUACAGUCCCAGAUGACGGACAUUGUGAUGUCAUCAUUACCCAACAAGGACCAACGUUCUAUAGUUGACGCUUUAUUCUCUGGACAUUCAGUGCGGUUUACCUUUCAUAGGAGAAACAGCGAUUUUGUGGGAGAGAGAGAUAUAUUGUUAUUUCUACAAAUCUUUGUAGAAUUUGGGUUGGGUAGAGGGGUUUGGGGGAAAAUGAGGGGAAAACGGAAGGCCUCCAAGGAUUUGGGAGCAGAGGAGGAUGUGGAACAGCAGACACCAGCGAUCAAGCUGAGAAAGAUAGAAGAAUCCAACCUGGGGGAGACUUCUAGGACCAAGACUUCUCAAGAUGAGGACAAGUUGUCCCCAAAAGAGAAGCUAAAAGACUUCACAUUCCACCGAGAGCUCGGGAGCGGAAACUAUGGGAAGGUGCUGCUCGCAUCACACGCUGCGCAUAAGGCAAAGGUGGCAGUAAAAAUCGCCUCAAAAAAACAAAUUAUUGAGGAGGAGCCAGAAAGCGCCACCCUGGAGAGAAGGGUACUGGAGAUGGUGGAGGCCAGUCCAUUCUUCACCCACCUGCACCAAAGCUUCCAGACCAAGGAGCUCUUAUAUUACAUCUUAGAGUAUAUUGGAGGAGGCAGCCUAAAGGACAAACUGGAGUCUACAGGGAAAUGUGAUGAGGAGACAGUGAAAUUCUAUGCGGCUGAGCUGAUCAGUGGAAUAUCAUAUCUCCAUUCCAAGCGAGUAAUACACCGAGAUUUAAAACCUGACAAUAUCCUAAUUAGUAAUAAUGGACAUCUUAAAAUCGCAGACUUUGGUCUUUCCACCAUCUUAGAGAGCGAUUCCAACACUACGCAAGGAUAUGCAGGAACACUGGAGUACAUGGCCCCUGAGAUGGUUUCCAAUAAGAAGUAUAGCUUCGGUGUGGACUGGUGGUCCUGUGGAGUGAUCCUGUACGAGCUCGCGACCGGAAUGUUACCGCUCCAAGCAAAGACACCAGCGGCAUUAAAGAGAAAGAUCCUUAAGAGUCAUCUAUCGUUCCCGGGGGACAUGAAUCCUGAACUGAAGGAUCUGAUUCAGCAACUGUUAAAGAGAGAUCCCAAUAGACGGCUGAAUGAAAACAACAUCCGCCAUCAUGGAUUGUUCCGGGAUAUAAACUGGACAGAAGUAGAAGCCUGUCGUCUCCAUCCACCAAACCAUCCAUGCCAGAUGUCAUUAGAAGAGGAGGCUACUAGUAAUGAAAUCCUACUACCAGAGGAGACCAACCUGCCAGGAAUAUCCUCAAAUGAACAAAAAUUCUUUACAGGAUUCUCAUAUACAAGCGCAGCAUGGAAAACCUGAUCCAAUGAACAGUAACACAAACCAAGCCAUUCCACCUGUGUUAUAAAAUAAAAAAUCCUUCUAAUGAUUAGGAAUG